AGUCCAUGUCUGCCUAAUCCUCUGGCAACUUCUUUGGUAUCUUUCAGCUGUAUCUCCUCAAGACACCCAGGAUUUGAUGCCAAAGAAACCAAGGGUAGAAGAUUUGUUCCCAAAAGCAAACCUAGGAAUAUAUGAAAGAUUUCACCUCAGAAACUUGCAAUUAAUGAAAGACUCAGAACAUACAAGGGCGUGUGAAAGACAGAGAGGAUGUUUACAUGGACAUAAAGAAAUUGAGACAGUUACACAUAAUGCAGACAUUACUAUAGAACGAAAUGAGCUACUUGAGUCAAAUUGGGGGAAACACUCAUUUCAGUCUUCAACAUCUGCCGAGAAGUGUAUGUUUUUCAGAAAAAAUUUACAUCGUUUUUUGAAACAUACUUGUUCUCUGAAAGGAAAUGUGGAAAAUCUGGGAAGUCCUCCAGUCUCUACUGUACAUACUCCUUCAAACCACUCUGAGCAUAGGCUUCGAUUCAACAUAUAUUUAAACAUGUCUGAAAACCAGAAAUCUAAAAAUGAUGGGGAAAACUCACAAUAUAAUCAAUUUGAGGGAUCUGUGAUUAGGAAGUCAUUAUUCUUCCAUCAACAGAUAUUUUCUCUCCAUUCCAAGAUGUAUAAUGUUGAUGAUAAUGGAAGAGAUGUAAUCCAACCAGCAUUGUUCAAUACAUCGCAUGAUAUGGUUAAUAGGGAAGUACAUUCCAUGUGUAACAAAAUGAGUCAGACCUUAAGUAAGACCUCCAGCUCCAAUAAUUACACAAUUAUUUAUGAUGGAGUGAAGGUCUAUUCAUGCAAUGAACCUGGGCAUAACUUUGAACAAGACUCAAACUUUAUGGAACAUCAGGGAGCUCAAUCUUCACACAAGGAUUCUAAAAGUAGUAAAUGUAAGAAUAUCUUUUAUCAAGCAUCAGAUCUUUCUCUAAAUAAGAGUAUUCAUAGUGGAGAGAAAACUUACAAUUGUAGUGAAUAUGGUAAAGUUUCUAAUCAGUCUUCAAAUCUGAUUAAGCAGCAGAGAAUUCAGAAUCCACGGAAACAUUACAAGUGUAAUAAAUGUGGGAAAGUCUUCAGUACCUCAUCUAAUAUAAGUAAACACAGGAAAACAUGUUCAGGAAGGAAACCUUUGAAGUGUACAGUAUGUGCCAAAGCCUUUAAUCAGAGUUCAAAUCUUAGUCAACAUCGGCAAAUCCAUACUGGCAGGAAACCUUAUAAAUGUAGCGAAUGUGGCAAAGUGUUUAUUUAUUUCUCAAAUCUUAGUCACCGUCAGCAAAUUCACACUGGGGAGAAACCUUAUAAAUGUGCAAAGUGUGGCAAAGCCUUUAAUCAGAACUCAAGUCUUACUCGACACAAGCAGCAAAUUCAUACUGGAGAGAAACCUUAUAAAUGUAAGGAUUGUGGCAAAGCCUUUAGCCGGCGCUAUGGUCUUACUCAACACCAGCGAAUUCAUACUGGAGAGAGACCUUAUAAAUGUAAGGAUUGUGGCAAAGCCUUUAGCCAGCGCUUUGGCUUUACUCAACAUCAGUUAAUUCAUACUGGAGAGAAACUUUAUAAAUGUAAAGAAUGUGGAAAAGCCUUUAGUCAAUCCUCAACUCUUACUAAACACCAGAUAAUUCAUACUGGAGAGAAACCUUAUAAAUGUAAAGAAUGUGGAAAAGCAUUUAAUAAAAACACAACCCUUACCAAACACCAGCGAAUUCAUACUGGAGAGAAACCUGAUAAAUGUAAAGAAUGUGGAAAAGCCUUUAGUCAAUCCUCAACUCUUACUAAACACCAGCGAAUUCAUACUGGAGUGAAACCUUAUAAACGUAAGGAUUGUGGCAAAGCCUUUAGCCAGCGCUAUGGCUUUACACAACAUCAGUUAAUUCAUACAGGAGAGAAACCUUAUAAAUGUAAAGAAUGUGGAAAAGCCUUUAGUCAAUCCUCAACUCUUACUAAACACCAGCGAAUUCAUACUGGAGAGAAACCUUAUAAAUGUAAAGAAUGUGGAAAAGCCUUUAGGCAUAACAGUCAUCUCACUAGGCAUCUCAGUGCACAUACUGGAGAGAAACCCUCAUAA
Messenger RNA from Cervus elaphus (red deer), 2047 nucleotides. Its product is annotated as zinc finger protein 883-like. Gene Ontology annotation, molecular function: DNA-binding transcription factor activity, RNA polymerase II-specific; RNA polymerase II cis-regulatory region sequence-specific DNA binding. The transcript has a single exon. The coding region runs from base 77 to 2047 and encodes 656 amino acids. Gene Ontology annotation, biological process: regulation of DNA-templated transcription. NCBI's taxonomy places the organism in Eukaryota, Metazoa, Chordata, Mammalia, Artiodactyla, Cervidae. The record is from RefSeq and is a predicted model, not a curated record.